Ceutorhynchus assimilis (cabbage seed weevil) is the source of this 574-nucleotide messenger RNA. NCBI's taxonomy places the organism in Eukaryota, Metazoa, Arthropoda, Insecta, Coleoptera, Curculionidae. The record is from the annotation of a GenBank genome assembly.
AAUAACCAGUCCUAUCAGCUGUCACUAUAGACUUUUUUUUUUUCCUGUUUCGAACUGAGAUGAAAUUAUGGCAAGUUAUUUUUUCAAAAUGUUCAUGGACCAUGGCAAAACGCCUGAGGACCCUGAAGAAAACAACAAUUUGAAGGAGGUCAACAAUAACUCGUCAAAAACCGGAAAUGAUGAUAACGUAACUAUUAGCAAAAUUGACACUGAACCUGUUGGUAAAAACCUCACUAGACAAAAAAAAAUUACAAAAGAAUCACUUAAAUCACUGGAUCGCGAAAAUGGAAAAUCAGGAGUAGAUGUUUGUAAUCCAAACAACAUCAAGCGAACUGCAGAUGAAGAUUCUCCCAAUAUUUUUGAGAAAAGAAAACAUUCAGAAGCUGAAUUAAAAAAACAAAUAAACACUAUCACGAUGGAACUGAUCAAAUUGGAAAAACAGAGCGAAAAACACGAUUUGAAAUUGAAGGAAAUUAAACAAAAGUUUUAUCUUUUGCAGGUGGUUAUCAAUCAGGCCAAGGAGGCUCAUGAACAAGUAGACGCGUUUGUAACGAAAAAAUUGCCAAAAUAAAAC